Sceloporus undulatus (fence lizard) is the source of this 1283-nucleotide messenger RNA. RefSeq names its product ATPase H+ transporting V1 subunit E1 (gene ATP6V1E1). Lineage: Eukaryota; Metazoa; Chordata; Lepidosauria; Squamata; Phrynosomatidae. Bases 127 to 807 code for a protein of 226 amino acids. Gene Ontology annotation, biological process: proton transmembrane transport. The transcript is spliced from 9 exons. The record is from RefSeq and is a predicted model, not a curated record. Gene Ontology annotation, cellular component: proton-transporting two-sector ATPase complex, catalytic domain. Gene Ontology annotation, molecular function: proton-transporting ATPase activity, rotational mechanism.
AAACAGCUGUCAGGCGUCGCGGCGAGUGACCCGAACCGGAUUUGCUUCCAUUCGUCCUCCAGAAGCAGCUGCGUCCGGACGCCUCUCCUUCUCUCUCCGUCUCCGGGCCGCUUUCUCUUCCUCAGGAUGGCGCUCAGCGAUGCCGACGUCCAGAAACAGAUCAAGCAUAUGAUGGCUUUUAUUGAACAAGAAGCCAAUGAAAAGGCAGAAGAAAUAGAUGCCAAGGCGGAAGAGGAAUUCAACAUUGAGAAAGGUCGUCUGGUUCAAACACAGAGACUGAAAAUCAUGGAGUACUAUGAGAAGAAAGAAAAACAAAUUGAACAACAGAAGAAAAUUCAGAUGUCCAAUCUGAUGAAUCAGGCAAGGCUGAAGGUUCUUAAAGCCAGGGAUGAUCUAAUUUCAGAUUUACUGAAUGAAGCCAAGCAGAGACUGACUAAAGUAGUAAAGGAUAGCGGCAGGUAUCAGACUCUAUUGGAUGGUUUGAUUCUGCAGGGAUUUUAUCAAUUACUUGAACCUAAAAUGACAGUCCGCUGUCGGAAACAGGAUCUUCCCUUGGUUAGGAAUGCAGUCCAGAAGAGCAUCCCAAUCUAUAAAACUACCACCAAAAAAGAAGUUGACAUUCAAAUUGACCAGGACACAUUUCUCAAUGAGGACAUUGCUGGAGGUGUUGAAAUCUAUAACAGUGAUGGUAAAAUUAAAGUUUCCAAUACUCUGGAAAGCCGUCUGGAUCUGAUCGCCCAACAGAUGAUGCCAGACAUCCGAACGGCGCUUUUUGGUGCCAAUACCAAUAGAAAAUUCCUGGACUGAAUUCCUUGAUAUAAUGGUGGAAUCUCUUCCACUGCCAUAGUGAAGUAAGAUGCACAGCAUCUGUUAAUUACAAAAAAAACUUAAAUGUAUUCAGUUCUAUAUUGUGUUGUCUUGUAAAUUUUAUUCAAUUAAGUUAUUUUGGGGGCAUUCCUGCUGUGCUUAGCCUGACUGGGAGACCUCUGACCACAGUGAGAUAGUAUGUGAUAUGAAAAACAGACAUUCAGGUGGACCAGUGAUUUCAUCCACUUCCCUGAAAGCAUGUCGCCAAUUUGUGCUGCUUAUGCCUUCCUUUCCUUACAAAAGCAUACAUUACUUUUGAGGGUCAAUGCAACCCUCAUGUGACUGUGGCCAGCCCCAGAUUUUUGUUCUGUAUAUGUGGUUAAACUGCUGUCUGUAUGCUUGCAGGCACACACCCUCAUCCUGUACUAGUUUAAUAAAAUAAAAGGUGUGUGAAACUGUUUGCUACAGUACCUGGA